GCCGGCCAUCCACCAUGUACAAGAGCGCAAGAUGACGUCAGGUUGUCGAUGGUGACGGAGACGCGGGGAGAUACAGCGCGUGCUCCAGAUAUCUGUACUGCGGUGACGGAGCCCCUUUAGCACCAUGACUGACGUUCUGUGGAUUACCUUCUUUGGAUUAUAACCGGCGCAAGGAAAAGGAAGGGGACCAUGGCGGAGAGGUUGGAAUGGGUGGAGAUCAUCGAGCCUCGCACACGGGAGCGCAUGUAUGCCAACCUGCUGACGGGCGAGUGUGUGUGGGACGCACCAGCUGGUGUGAACAUCAAACGCAGCGGCCCAGACCAGUGGUGGGAACUGUUCGACUCGAACACCUCGCGCUUUUACUAUUACAAUGCCUCCACCCAACGCACUGUCUGGCAUCGCCCAGAAGGAUGCGACAUCAUUCCCCUCGCCAAACUCCAGACUCUUAAGCAGAACACAGACACGCCGCUUCCUGUUGCUUCGGUUAUCAGUGGAUCGGCUGACAGCAGCCCUGCUCGCAGUGCUGUCAGCACCACGUCUUCACAAGAGCAGGAGGAUAAAACAGCUCCCCGAGAGGAAGGAGAGAGUUUCAGAUGGGGGACAACGAGCAAGGACAGGAUGUUGAUUAAAGUAUCUGACAGGGAGCCCAGUUACCUGUCACAGGGCAACGGUUAUUCUAGCUCUUCCCCGCGCUCCAGACGCUCAUCUAGUAACACUCUUCCUGAAGCGGAAACCACUCCUCACGGUUUGCCUGACCGUCGGCAAUCACAAUCUCCUUUUAUGAAGAGAGCCGAUUUUGGUGGAACUCAGAGGCGUUGUUCAGGUGACUCUCAGCCUCCUUCGCCACGCUACGCUUAUGAACCCCCGCUCUACGAGGAGCCUCCUUCUGAAUAUCAGUCCCCUCCCAUUUAUGAAGAACCACCCACUGAUAUGCAUUGUGAUCCUGGUCUUUAUGCCUCAGAUAGGUCACCAGCGCGCAAGCCUGGCCUUUACCAUUCUCCUAAACAGAGUCCGUCUCCUUAUGGCCAGCUGGUGUUGACCAGACAAAGAGGGUCCACACCUGAGAAGAUCUCCAACCAAGCAGAGCGGGACUACGGUUUUAGUGGGCGGGAUUAUAGUUCUGCAGGGCGGGACUAUAGCUCUAGUGGAAGGGACUACAGCUCAGGUGGGCGUGAUUAUAGCUCAGGUGGGCGGGAGUACAGCGCAGCAGGGCGGGAGUAUGUCAAGCAGCUUGUGUAUGUAGAACAGUCAGGGUCUUCUCCCAGGUUUCGGACAACAGAUCGUUUUUUAAGCUACGGGAAAGCUGCCCAGGGUGGUCUUCCUGCUGGAAUGUGUUAUGGUGGCUCUUUUACUCUCCAGCAUAGCCAUGAUGGUGGUGGAGGUAAUCGGAAACGUAAAAAUCGCAAGCCUUCCUUGCCUGGAGGGGAAGGAGAGAGUUUUGGGGUGGGAGUAGGAGUACACACACAAGCACGACUCGCCUGGGAAGCCCAGCAGCUCAUGCAACAGCGUGGAGGUGGUGCCUUGGGAGGUGGUACUAAGGAUGGUUAUGAAAGUGAUGGCGCGACACCUUUGCCACUGCCAGGGCCUGUGGUACGGGCAUUCAGCGAAGAUGAAGCUCUAGCCCAACAGGACAGCCACUGGAAACGUACUACGUUAGACAGACUUGCAUUUCCUCAAACGCUGUUAGAGAAGAGUCUGUCUGUACAAACCAACCUGGCAUCACCCGAGCCUUACCUGCAUCCCUCACAGUCAGAAGAUCUCGGUGCAUGCUCACAGUUUGAGGCGAGCCGCAACGCUCGGAACAUGAUGCCCAGUGCUAGUUGUGGUGUGUUUCCAGAAUUUUCCCUUCGAAAGCCCUCUUCGGAGACAGACAUUGAGAACUGGGCAUCUAAGCAUUUCAGUAAACAUACACAGGGUCUGUUCAGAAGAAAGGUAUCUAUUGCAAAUAUGCUAGCAUGGAGCAGCGAGCCUAUCAAAAAACCUAUGAUCCACACAAUGGACCGUACAGUCAAGCGUGAGGCUGUGGAGCUAUUCAAGCACAUCCAGACAUACAUGGGGGACCGAAAGGGUAAAGGCGAGCCUCUGGCAGUGGCUCUGGAGAUUGCAGUAAGUGGUUGGAGCAACCAAGGCCUUCGUGACGAGCUCUACAUUCAGUUGUGCCGGCAGACCACAGAGAACUUCCGUUAUGACAGCUUACAGAGGGGCUGGGAGCUCAUGGCCAUCUGUCUGGCAUUCUUUCCUCCUACACCACGCUUCCACAACUACCUGGAAGGUUACAUUUACAGACACAUUGAUCCACUGAACGACACUAAAGGAGUGGCUGUAAGCAGCUAUGCGAAGUACUGCUACCGCAAAUUACAGAAAGCUGCAUUGACUGGAGCGAAAAAGGGUUUAAAAAAGCCUUGUCUUGAGGAGGUAGCUUACGCACGUAAUGCCAUCUUUAGCCUCUCAAUGUUUGGCUCUUCUCUGGAAGAAGUGAUGGCAAUGCAGAAGGAGCGAUACCCUGACCGACAGCUGCCAUGGGUACAGACCCGUCUGUCAGAGGAAGUAUUAGGCUUAAACGGAGACCAAACCGAGGGUAUCUUCAGGGUGCCUGGUGAUAUAGACGAGGUAAAUGCGCUAAAGUUGCAAGUGGAUCAGUGGAAGGUGCCAACCGGCUUGGAGGACCCGCACAUUCCGGCAUCAUUGUUGAAGCUGUGGUACAGGGAGUUGGAGGAUCCAGUAAUUCCUCACGAGUACUAUGAAGAAUGCAUCUCUAACUAUGACAGCCCUGAAGCUGCUGUCAGCGUCAUCCAUAACCUUCCUCACAUCAACAAACUGGUGCUCUGCUACCUCAUUCGUUUCUUACAGGUUUUUGCUCAGCCUGCCAACGUGGCUAUCACUAAAAUGGACGUGAGUAACUUGGCAAUGGUGAUGGCUCCCAACUGCCUGCGAUGUCUGUCUGAUGACCCGCGCAUCAUUUUUGAGAACACCCGCAAAGAAAUGAGUUUUAUCCGGGUGCUCAUUCAGCACCUCGAUACUAGCUUCAUGGAUGAAAUUCUAUAGUCCACACACUUACACACACAUAUACAUAAAGACCUACACGCAUACACACAUGCAUACACAUGCACCACAGAUACAUAAAGAUUACAUAUUAAUUAAAAUCUGAUGGACGAGCAAAACCCAGUCUCUAUAUUCAGAAGUAGAACAGGAGGCAUGAACCCUAAAAUACUGCACUGACACAUGCUCACAAAAGCACAAAUUGAAUCUGUUUGACACACAAACACAUCCAGACACACUUAGAAGACAACACAUACAUUCCAUUUGAGCCCCUUUUAUAAUUUCUGAAUGUGUUCGAUUGAGGAUGUGAAUGUAUAGUGCUGUUUUUGUGUGUUUGUUUGUUGAAUGUCAUGUAAAAACGUGAGUUUAUUUUGUUUUGUUUUUUUAGCUGACUGACUUAUAUAACUGUCGAUAACAGUCUAAUUGAUUUUAUACGAUUAAUUUAUUUUUUUGUAUUUAUUUUAACAGGUGUUUAUAACUACUGCCUUUGAAACAAAUCGUCAGACUCAUGUCGAGUGCGUGCGAGUGCGUUUGUGUGUGUGUGAGUGUAAGAGCAAUAUGUUUCAUGUACUAGUUUUAUUUAAUGGAAAUUGUCACCACACACUCUUACAUAAUCAUAGCCAUCACAUAGAUGCAGAAUUUACCCUGCCCUAGACCGCCUGACAAAGAAACACACCGAUUAGACCUGGUGCUUUAAAUAAUGACACAUAACACACCGCCUUGCACUACGUCCUCACUUCCCUUCAGGAGAAGCAAAGGAGAGUGAAACAGAAGUAUGAAAGAUGGAGGGAGAGGCAAAGGGAUCAAGGCAGAAAAAAAAAAAAACAACAACAAAUAUUUACUUUUUUUUUUUAUCUGCACAUGAAUCAUGUCAUGGAAGUAAUCUUCACCUUCAUCUUUACCAUCAUAAAAUAUAUAAAAAGAUAUUUAAAAAAUAUAUAUAUUUAAAAUCCAAUAAAGGAGUGAACACAAAGUGUCAUAUAAAAGAAUAGUGGAAUUAAAAAAAAUGCUUAGGUUUGCGUCUCAUUUUUUAGUAAAUUAUAACUAUUCGAAUGGAGACUGAAAUAAAGGGAGUCAAUUUGAAUCAUGGUUAAUUGAGAAUGAUCAGAGCUGAGACUAAAAAAAAAAAGAAGAUAAAAACAAUGGACAGAUUACGAGGAACAGCAUAGUCAGAGCAACAACACAACCACACGUGCUUCAAUACACACACAUACACGCAUAUACACACACAGUUUACCAGGGACAAAGACAGAAAAAUCAAUGAAAUUUCGAUCACAUUAGCCUGCUCACAGGUC
This is a messenger RNA of Tachysurus vachellii, 4334 nucleotides long. RefSeq names its product Rho GTPase activating protein 39 (gene arhgap39). Gene Ontology annotation, cellular component: cytoplasm; cytoskeleton. The coding region runs from base 190 to 3045 and encodes 951 amino acids. Gene Ontology annotation, biological process: signal transduction. The transcript has 10 exons. The record is from RefSeq and is a predicted model, not a curated record. Gene Ontology annotation, molecular function: GTPase activator activity; protein binding. NCBI's taxonomy places the organism in Eukaryota, Metazoa, Chordata, Actinopteri, Siluriformes, Bagridae.